This is a messenger RNA of Lingula anatina, 1109 nucleotides long. RefSeq names its product HCLS1-binding protein 3-like. NCBI's taxonomy places the organism in Eukaryota, Metazoa, Brachiopoda, Lingulata, Lingulida, Lingulidae. Gene Ontology annotation, molecular function: phosphatidylinositol binding. The record is from RefSeq and is a predicted model, not a curated record.
AGAGUUAAAGAACAAAGACACGGGCCUCGACCUGAGUGUUCCAACGCACAAAGUCAUCCCCGGUUUAAUACGAAGCACGGUAGAGUACCAUGUGGUUGUGGUGUCCGAGCUGCAUUUUUUCAAGUCUCCGAAACACCGAGAGACAGAUGUUGUCCAGUACAUGAUUCCAAAGUUGUUCAAAGAUUUUGAAGAGAUGUAUGAAAAACUGGACCAGUGUUUUUCCGGCACCGCCCUUCCUCCGUUGCCUGGUAAAAAGGUUCUCAUGAACGACAGUGCCAUUACAGAGAGGAGGGUGAAGCUGGACGGGCUGCUGAAGUUUUUAGCUCAGACUCCAAAGUUAUGUACCUCCCCCAUUUUGCUGGAGUUUUUAGGAGUGAAUUCCAUCAAGGCAGGGAAGUACAGAAAGGGUGAAAUGAAGGGGGGAGGAGAGGAGGGCAAACAAGAGGCAGAAGAGGAAGAAGAUACAGCUGUAAAUGAAGACUCCGAGUCACAAAAACAAGGACUGUUUGGGGAGGAAGAUGAAGAAGACGAGGAAGAUGAGUUGUUUGGGAAUCAGCCUGGAAGAAAAAACACGGACUCAGAUUUGUUCUCUGAUACUGCAGCAGACACCGAAGAGUCAAACAAGUUAUUUGAAGACCCAGACCUUGGAGGUGGCAUUAUAGAGGGUGAAGCAGAUGACCUAUUUUUGGUGGCAGGUGCAGAGGUCAAGGUCACUCCUCAGCAGACGAUAGUAGAGGAUAAUUCAGAUUUAUUAAACAUUGAAGACGAUCUUGAUCAGUUGAUGAAAGUAAGCUCCAAAAAACCAAAGCCAAAACCAGAUAUAGCAACCAAACCAUCCUUAGCAACCAAACCAGCAUUAGCAACCAAACCAGCAGUAGCAACCAAACCAGCCAUAGCAUCCAAACCAUCUGUGGCCAAGAAUACAAAGCCAGUUUUACCGGCAAAGCCAAAGCCAGGAGCAGAUUCGAAGCCACAGUUGUCAGCUUCCAAAGAGGAGGAUUUAUUUUCUGCUCCGGAUGUGUCUUCAGAUAUGGGUACAGAUGACAUUAUGAAGUAUAUUGAAAGCCAGACAUCUCAAUCUGAAGCUGAUUUGGACUUGUUUUCAUAAU